This is a messenger RNA of Trichomycterus rosablanca, 4890 nucleotides long. RefSeq names its product cell migration-inducing and hyaluronan-binding protein-like. Bases 34 to 4080 code for a protein of 1348 amino acids. NCBI's taxonomy places the organism in Eukaryota, Metazoa, Chordata, Actinopteri, Siluriformes, Trichomycteridae. The transcript has 28 exons. The record is from RefSeq and is a predicted model, not a curated record.
UUUCUGCAGGAGCUUCGCCGUCAGCGCUGAAAAAUGGAGACCUGGGUUCCACUUCUGGCGGCUCUUCUCCCCGUUAUCCAGGCCGUGUGUCCGGAUCAGACGGCCGGUCUGCAGCCCUGGACUCCCGGUUUCAGUGAGACUCACCACGUCACCAUCGGUUACGGACGGAAACUUCUCCUCACCUCCUCAGCCACCGUCCACUCCAUCCACAUCCUGAACGGAGGGAAGCUGGUGAUCGCCGACACCGACCGUCCCAUCCUGCUGCGAACCAAACACAUCCUGAUCAGGGAGGGGGGCGAGCUGCACAUCGGCGCCCCCCAGUGUCCAUAUAAGGGCACGCUCACCAUCUCGCUGUACGGCAGGUCUGACGACACGGACGACACCCACAGUUACUUUGGGAGGAAGUACGUGGGCGUAGGAACAGGAGGAACGCUGGAGAUUCAUGGUGACCAGAAGCUCUCGUGGACCUUCCUGAACAGAACUCUUCACCCCGGAGAGGGCAACGAGAGGAGCUACCACUUCGAGAGGAGCUGGGGCAACCGGGGCAUCAUCGCCCACGUGGUCCAUCCCGGCACGGGCGAGGUUCUGCGCUCCGAUAGGUUCGACACGUACCGGAGUAAGAACGAGAGCAGGCGCCUGGCGCAGUACGUGGACGAGGUGGAGGACGGUCAGAUCUUGGCCAUGGUGGUGAACGACGAGGGCUCCAACAACCUCGAGGACUCGGCCAGGAAAACCCUGGCCAAGCUGGGCAGCCGCCAUUUCCAUCGGCUCGGCUUCAGGCACCCGUGGAGCUUCAUUACGGUGAAGGGGGACGCGUCCUCUGCGGUGGAGGAUCACGCCAUCUAUCAAGGGACCAAGGCGUCGUCGGAGGCCAGGAGUUCCCGUUCCUUCUACACAGGUUAUGGAGAACACUUCAUCAUCACCACCGUCAGUCAGUGGGUCCAGGAGGCAGAAUGGACCGACUGGUUUGAUCGUGAUGAUGAGAGGGGAUCAGGAGAUUGGGAGAAACUCUCUGACCUUCAUAAAGCUUUUCCCGAGCGACUCUGCAGCAACCCGCUGGAUAUUGAGGCUGAAACGGUGGACGGCGUCCCUGCCAACAUGACGGGUGAGACCUUCUCCAGACUGGACAGGAACUUCGGCCUGGUGUGUCUGAAUAAAGAUCAGCCGGACGGGAUCUGCUACAACUACCGCGUCCGCUUCCUCUGCGGAAAACUCGUGCGUCCACAGGCCUCCGUUUCCAUAGACACCGUGUCGAACAGCACCGUGUUGGAUCUGGUGGACGAGGCGCUGGGAUGGAGACCGGGAGAUCGUGUGGUCGUCUCCAGCACCGACUACUCCAUGAACCAGGCGGAGGAGUUCGUCCUGCUGCCCUGCGCCACCUGCACCCAGCACCAGGUCAAAGUGGAAGGUAAGCCGGCGUUCCUGCACAUGGGCGAGGAGGUGGACGGCGUGGACAUGAGGGCGGAGGUGGGACUCCUGAGCCGCAACAUCCUGAUCAGAGGGGAGAUGGAGCCGUCCUGUUAUGGCUCCGAGUCCUGCAAGUUCUUCAGCUUCGAUACUUUCGGGGGGCAUCUGAAGGUGGAACGCGGCUUCAAGGCGGUCCACGUCCAGGGGGUGGAGCUGAUGCACAUGGGUCAGCAGUCGAUGGGUCACUACCCCGUGCACUUCCACAUGAACGGAGACGUGGACGAGGUGGGGGGCUACGACCCGCCCACCUACGUGAAGGACCUGUCCAUCCAUCACACCUUCUCCCGCUGCGUCACCGUGCACAGCUCCAACGGCCUGCUGGUGAAGGACGUGGUGGGUUACGACGCCCUGGGUCACUGUUUCUUCACCGAGGACGGUCCGGAGGAGAGGAACACGUUCCAGCACUGCCUCGGGCUGAUGAUUAAAGCCGGAACCCUGCUGCCCUCCGACAGAGACAGCAAGAUGUGCCGGGGCAUCACGGACGGGGCGUUCCCGGGAUACGUGGCCAAGCCGCGCCAGGACUGCAGUGCCACCUCCACCUUCUGGAUCGCGAACCCGAAUAACAACGUGAUCGACUGCUCGGCUGCAGGUUCGGAGGAGACCGGAUUCUGGUUCAUCUUCCACCACGUCCCCACCGGUCCGUCGGAGGGCAUGUACUCGCCGGGCAGGACCGAGCACACGCCGCUGGGAAAAUUCAUCAACAACCGUGCCCACUCCAACUACCGGGCAGGGAUGAUCCUCGACAACGGCGUGAAAACCACUGAAGCAAACGCCAAGGACAAGCGACCCUUCCUCUCGCUCAUUGGUGCUAGGUACGGCCCUCACCAGGAUGCCGACCCCUUCAAACCCAGAGUGCCCGCUCUGAUCCACCACUUUGUGGCCUAUAAGAACCAGGACCAUGGGGCGUGGCUCAGAGGAGGAGACGUCUGGCUCGAUGACUGCCAGUUUGCCGAUAAUGGAAUCGGCCUCACUUUAGCCAGCGGAGGAACCUUCCCGGACGAUGACGGCUCGCGACAGGAGGUGAAGAACUCGCUGUUCGUGGGAGAGAGCGACAACAGAGGGAUGCCCGUUCCUGACAGCCGGAUCUGGGGGCCGAGCGGGUUGGACCACAGUGGCAGGACCCUUCCUAGAGGAGUGGACUUCCCGAUUCGUGGCAUGCAGAUCUACGACGGUCCCAUCAACGUCCAGAACUGCACCUUCCGCAAAUACGUCGCGCUGGACGGACGGCAUACGAGCGCUUUCGGCUUCCGGCUGAACAACUCGUGGCAGAGCUGCCCCAACAACAACGUCACUGAUGUUGUAUUCGACGAUGUUCCGAUCACGUCCCGCGUGUUCUUCGGAGAGCCCGGUCCCUGGUUCAACGAGAUGCAGAUGGACGGAGAUAAGACCACCAUCUUUCACGACGUGGAUGGCUCGGUCAGCGAGUACCCAGGUGCCUUCUUGGUCAAGGAAGACAACUGGCUCCUGCGCCACCCGGACUGCAUCGACGUGCCAGACUGGAGAGCCGCCAUCUGCAGCGGGCACUUUGCCCAGAUUUAUGUCCAGGCACGGAUCCCGGCCAACCUGAACAUGAAGAUGGUGAAGGACGAGUACCCGGACCACCCGCUGGAGCUGGAGGGAGCUCUGGGGAAGAAGCAUCACUACCAGCAGUUCCAGCCCGUAGUCACUCUGGCUAAGAGCUACACGCUGCACUGGGACGCCGCCGCUCCGGCCGAGGUCACUGUCUGGAUCAUCAACUUCAACAGGAACGACUGGAUCAGUGUCGGAUUCUGUUACCCCAGAGGCACCACGUUCAUCAUCAUCUCCGACAUCCACAACCGACUCACCAAAGAGACCAAAAAGACCGGAGUGUUCCUGAGGACCACACAGAGAGAGAAGAUCAGCCACUCACACCAGGCCAGAGGCUUUUACUACUGGGAGGAGGACACUGGGCUUCUGUUCCUGAAGGUUCAGGCUCACAACGACAGAGACACGUUCUCCUUCUGCUCAGAGAAAGGCUGCGAGAGGGUCAAGAUCAAAGCCCACAUCCCGAAAGGCAGCGGCCCCAGCGACUGCAUGGCACAGGCCUACCCCAAAUACGCGGAGAUGCCCGUGGUGGACGUGCCCAUGCCAAAGAAACUACCCCGGUCCAGUCUGUCUCAGAUGUCCGAGCACUUCUUGGAGGUGAAGGUCGAGUCCUACACCACGCGCUUCUUCCACAUCAAGGAGGACUUUGCCUACACAGAGAUGAACGGUAAUAAGAUCUACCACGCCGAGGACGGCGUUCACCUCACCGUGCUGGACGGCCACAGCGGCAAAGUUCUGGACACCAAAGCCUUCAGGAACGCGGUGCUGAUGGGAAUCCCGGCUCAGCUUGAGAACUACGUCAACGGCCUGAAGGACGACUCUAUAGUGAUGAUCACCUCCAAAGGCAAACUGGUCACCAGAGGAGCUUGGACCAAAGUGCUGGAAAGACUUGGUGCCGACCCGAAUGUCAAAUUGAAAGAUAAGCUGGUGUUUGUGGGCUUUAAGGGCGGCUUCCGCCCCGACUGGGUGAGGAUGGCGGUGGACAAAGAGCGCGCCAAGCUGCAUCAGGUGCUACCCAUGCCCAUCGUUCGGGUGAUGAAGCUCUGAGAGGCGACGCUUCGGCCCUCCGCUUCCCUUUCUAUCUUCGUCCCUCUCAGCCCGCACAAACCAGGACUACUGAACUCCGAGCAGCCAAUCAAGAGCAAGCAUGCGUUGGCGUGGCUCCUCUCAUGUGUGAUGUCGAUGUGAUGUGUGUGAUACGUGGACGUUAACGUGAAUCUUUCGGGUCGUGUCGUCAGUGUAAAUCUUUCCGAAAAGCCAGAUGCCAGACUUUCCUUGUCGCCCCCCUUCCGUCCCCUCCUGCCCCGCCCCGCCCCGCCCCGCCCACACUGUGGUGUUUCGUCAUUCCAAGAAACGUUUUCUAUCCUGUAAAAAAAUGAUUCCGAUUUUACGUGUCAUUCACCUCGUGAGGUUUGAGGUUUCGCCGUUUCCUUUCGUUGUAGCGCACAAGAGAACCAGCAGAGCCAGAACUCGCCGAACCAGACACCAAUAACAGCUACGUUCACGCGUCCGGGUUCGACCCUGUGAAAAGAUCUGGCAACGUGUUUUCCAUCGGAGAUGCCGAAAUAGCUGGUCUUUUUUCGGGGAUGGUGAUUUCUAUGUUUUAUGUGUUUCUUAAAAAAAAUCCUUCAGAUUGAUAACAGAGAUUAUAUUUUCUACUUAUUUAUUGUACAGGUAAAAUGGAACAGAUCCGUUCCGGACGCCUCCUCUGAGUUGUAACGUAAUUCUGAUCACGUCUCCUGGAUGAUUUGAACUUUGCGUAGGUUAAAAUCCUGAGUUUGUACAUCAGCGUGUUGUAAAUGUGAACGAUUUUAAAGUAAUCCGACACUUUUGUACAGAAAUAAAGAGUGAAAAAUC